GCUGCGCUGCGCUACGCUACGCUCCGCGAUGAGGCCGUGCCCGCCGGCGGCGGCAGCGGCGCGCGCGCGAGCGUGAGGGCGCCGCCGCCGGAGCUGCUGCGUCCGCCAAGAUGGCGUGCGUGCUGGAGGCGCCGCUCCGCAUGAGCGUCCUCUCGGAGGUAACGGCUAGUAGCCGCCACUAUGUUGAUAGAUUAUUUGACCUCGAUCCUCAGAAAGUCCUGCAAGGUGUCAUAGAUAUGAAAAAUGCUGUAAUUGGAAACAACAAACAAAAAGCCAACUUGAUUGUUUUGGGAGCAGUUCCAAGGUUGCUGUAUUUACUUCAGCAAGAAACCUCCAGCGCAGAACUGAGAACAGAAUGUGCAGUGGUCCUCGGAAGCCUUGCAAUGGGUACAGAGAAUAAUGUCAAAUCCCUACUAGACUGCCAUAUUAUCCCAGCCUUAUUGCAAGGAUUACUGUCGCCAGAUUUGAAGUUUAUUGAAGCUUGCCUGCGGUGUCUCCGUACCAUUUUCAUCAGUCCUGUAACUCCAGAGGAUCUACUAUAUACGGAUGCUACAGUUAUCUCCCACCUCAUGGCACUGCUCAGUAGGUCUCGAUAUACACAAGAAUACAUAUGUCAGAUCUUCUCACAUUGCUGCAAACUUCAACACUGGCAUAGCUGCGGCUUUAAAUCAUUGCCUCAGCCACUUCUGUGUGCCAAUGGUCCAGAUCACCAGACAAUCUUAUUUAACCAUGGAGCUGUUCAGAAUAUCGCACAUCUGUUAGUCUCCACCUCCUACAAAGUUCGAAUGCAAGCAUUGAAAUGCUUCUCAGUUCUAGCCUUUGAAAACCCCCAGGUAUCAAUGACUCUUGUAAAUGUGUCGGUUGAUGGAGAAUUGUUACCGCAAAUUUUUGUGAAGAUGUUACAAAGGGACAAGCCUAUUGAAAUGCAGCUCACAUCAGCCAAAUGCCUUACUUCCAUGUGCAGAGCUGGAGCAAUACGGACAGAUGAUUCUUGCAUCGUUCUUAAGACUCUGCCAUGUUUGGUUCGAAUGUGUAGUAAGGAAAGACUGCUGGAGGAGCGAGUGGAAGGAGCAGAAACACUGGCCUAUUUGAUUGAAACAGAUGUGGAGCUCCAGAGAAUUGCCAGCAUUACCGACCACCUCAUUGUCAUGCUUGCUGACUACUUCAAGUAUCCCAGCUCAGUGAGUGCAAUCACUGAUAUCAAGAGGCUUGACCAUGAUUUGAAGCAUGCCCAUGAACUGCGCCAGGCUGCUUUCAAGCUCUAUGCUUCCCUGGGAGCAAAUGAUGAAGAUAUUAGAAAAAAGAUCAUUGAGACUGAAAAUAUGAUGGACCGUAUUGUUAAUGGCUUGUCUGAAUCUAGUAUCAAGGUGCGAUUAGCUGCAGUCAGAUGUUUGCACAGUUUGUCCCGUUCUGUACAGCAGCUCAGGACAAGUUUUCAGGAUCAUGCUGUAUGGAAACCUUUAAUGAAGGUUUUACAGAAUGCUCCAAAUGAAAUUCUUGUAGUAGCAUCUUCCACGCUAUGCAAUCUUCUUCUGGAAUUCUCUCCAAGCAAGGAGCCUAUUUUAGAAUCGGGAGCCAUAGAACUUCUAUGUAGUUUAACACAGAGUGAAAAUCUUGCCUUGCGGGUGAACGGCAUUUGGGCUUUAAUGAAUAUGGCAUUUCAAGCAGAACAGAAGAUCAAAUCAGACAUCUUACGAGGUCUGAGUACAGAGCAGUUAUUCCAGUUGCUUUCUGAUUCUGAUGUAAAUGUUCUGAUGAAAACUUUGGGACUGCUCAGGAAUCUUCUAUCUACUCGCCCACACAUAGACCAUAUAAUGAGCACUCAUGGGAAGCAAAUCAUGCAAGCAGUGACCCUUAUUCUGGAAGGGGAGCACAAUAUAGAAGUCAAAGAACAGACAUUAUGUAUACUUGCCAAUAUAGCAGAUGGAACAACAGCAAAAGAACUGAUUAUGACCAAUGAUGACAUCCUGCAGAAAAUCAAAUACUACAUGAGUCAUUCAAAUGCUAAACUUCAACUUGCUGCCAUGUUCUGUAUAUCUAAUCUCAUAUGGAAUGAAGAAGAAGGUUCACAAGAACGCCAAGAUAAACUACGAGACAUGGGAAUAGUAGAUAUUCUACAUAAAUUGAGUCAGUCAUCGGAUCCAAAUCUGUGUGACAAGGCGAAGACAGCACUCCAGCAGUAUCUUGCAUGAUCAAAGACUAAUUGAAUAUAUGGACACCCCUCAUGUCUACUUAAGGAAUAGCAGGAGAUAUUCCUGACUCCUUAUAUUUGCACAAGUCACCUUGGGCUGCAUUUUUCUCAGGUGCAGGGAGCUGCUUUGCAGAAACAGUUUAAAUGAUCAGGUCUCCAGUGCACUUGAGAAUUUUCUUGAGGUAGUUCCUUUACUCAGAGGACUCUUGGGGGGUUGUUUUGGUUUUUUGGGUUUUUUUUUCCUGAGCUACCUGGACUUUCAGAUAGAACAAUCAGUCAUCGUUUUCCUUUUGGGCCUACAAUUUUCUGCUUUUGCUGCAGCCUGCGUGUGUGGAUGUGUGUGGGUGUGCUAGAGUGUGUGCGUGUGCUUGGGUGAAUGUGUGUGGGUGUGAUACCUCAAUUUUGUUUUUCUUUUUUUUGUGUGAAAAUCUUUUUCUACAGGUUUUCAAGGGUUAACCAUUGUUUGCUGUACGAAUACUUCAAUGAAUUAUAUACAGUUUGAAUGAAAUGUUAUUUAAAAAAAAAAAAACAAACUGUUGUAUCCCAUAAAGUUUAUUUUGAAUUUUGAACAGAUGAAUGUUUUUAAGUAAAAUAUAUGCAUUUCUGAACUUCAGCUUAACUUAACAUUAUACUUCCUUUUUAAAGAGAAAAAUAGAGGGAGACAGUAGACCCCAAAUUAUAAGCAGCGGAUUCUGUACUGGUAAGGUCCAAGAGUUUUUUUUACUGCCAUACAAGGUCACCUGGUACUGAUGACGUGCUCAAAUCCAUGGAAUGGGUCAACUGGAUUGUUUUGGGUUUCUUUAUGUUUUUAGAAGAAAAGCUCAUAUUUCAGAGUUAGUGUGACUGUUGACUUUUUUUCUGGAAAGGAACAGGUGGCUGCAAUAUCAGCAGGCAUAAGCUAUUGCUUUAGUAGCCAAGAACUUGCUCAGAUAAUUGCUGAAGGAUUAGCUUAUUUCACUGGUGAUAAAUAUUUGCUGAUCACUAAUAUCAAUAGAGCAAACAGUAUGUUGCAGAAGUUAUACUUUCAAGAGACCAGAAGGAGCUGGCAAGCAGUGAUUAAGGGAUUGCUUUUGUUUUGCAUCCCUUACCUCCAGAUACAGUGAAAGUGACUUACAUAUUAUUUCCAUGAAAGAUCAGCUGGGUGCAUUAAGUUGGGAAAGGGAUGGAAAAAUUGGGUUUGUUUUUUGUUUGGUUUGUUUUGUUUUGUUUUUUAGCUCAGUGAUGUUGCUACAGAUUUUGUGUAUAUAUGCAGAUAUACACACUUGCAUGGAUUUGGAUACCUGGAUAAUAAGCAAUGGGAUUUUACUGCGUUCAGAAGCCUAGAUUGUCCAUAAGUUCCUGAAAUUGUGCCUGUAAGUGUGGAGAAAAAAAUAUGAGUACAAAUGAAGACAACUGCGUAAGGUUAGGCUGGAAUAGGAGACCCCAGUGGCUUCACAUUCAAAUAUGCAUAGAAACAAAUGAGGGCAGCAAGGAGCUCUCCUUCAUGCAGUUCAGGGUUCUUGCUUUCUUCCCGUCUACUUUCUGAUUUCAGUUUAGACCAUAGUUUUAAUAGUCAGAAUCUCCAGACACUAUAUUUACAUAGCACUAACAGGGAUGCUAAAGAUUGCAGCCGAUGUCUUAAACCAAAUCUUUCUUUUGUUACGUUCAGCUUCAGGAGGGCUGCAGCAAGAAGAGAGGUCUGUAACUUUGCUAACCAAUUUUGAUAAGUAUCUUAAUCUUUUAUUUCUAAUCAGAAGGUCAAAUUGUGAUAGCCUUACUUUUUUCCAAGGUAACUACUUGUGUCAGAAAACGUGACCACAGUUUGGCCUGGAAUUUGAAUGUGCUGUGUAUCAGAUAACUGUUAUCACUUGGUUGCAAAGGAGAAUAUAUACAUUUCAUGUAACUUCUUCCACUCUUGAAAGAUAAAUAAAAGUGAGCACCUGACACUUUUUCCCCAGGCAUUGCAGUAAGUGACUGGCAGUUUUUUAAUGUCCUUCUGCAAAUUUUUCAUGAUGGACUUUGGGGGCUGAACAAAAGGGAGAGUAAAAAUAUGUGAGAACUUGAUAAAUAUCAGUACCUCAGAAGUGAAGUCUUCUUUAUAAAAUUUAAUCAAAUAUAUUUUUGCUUGAACUGAGAAAAAAGUUCUGAGGCAAGUAGUAUAAAUGCAAAACUGUACAACGUGCAUCUGACUUCUAAAUUUGCACUCCUGCUGUGUACAUUUAGGAGCUCAAGUUCUUACAUAUCUCUUCUUGUCCUCCCCCAAUUCACGUUUCUAAAAGCAAAUCUGAGUUUGAUUCUAUAAAACUUCGGUGCCUAAAGGUGUUCAGAAAAAAGGUGAGUAAGUAUCUGUGAACAAGUUUUGAGGUGGUUUCCUAAAAUUCUACCAGAAAACCUAAAAAACAAUGCUCAGACAAUCUUGUUGCUGCAUGAGAACAGUUGACAUUUUUCGUGGAUAUUGAUAGGACAAACUGUUGGAUGAGAACAUUUUUACAUUCAGUUAAGCUUUGUGAAUAAUUUUUGAUGUUGCUAUAGGUAUGUACAAAAAGAAGAAUACUGUAAAUAAAAAGAAUUUUACCAGAA
Molecule: messenger RNA, 4750 nt
Organism: Aquila chrysaetos chrysaetos
Lineage: Eukaryota; Metazoa; Chordata; Aves; Accipitriformes; Accipitridae
Gene: ARMC8
Product: armadillo repeat containing 8
Exons: 23
Coding region: 111-2192 (693 amino acids)
Biological process (GO): proteasome-mediated ubiquitin-dependent protein catabolic process
Cellular component (GO): GID complex
Molecular function (GO): protein binding
Source: RefSeq, a predicted model, not a curated record